CGCGGAGAGCACCAGGUAGCUGGGAGGAGAGCGGACACAAGUGUGGGAAGCCGUGGUGGAUAGAAAGCUUUUCCCCGGGUCCUUCAGCUGAGCCGCAUCUGCAAGAUGAUGAGUUAUUAUAUGGACACAACCAUCAGCAACACAGUUCCUUAUGCUUUGGCUCGGCCUGGAAUGAUGAAACAAGGAGUCCCUGUUCCCUGCGAGGAUCCCUGGGUGACCUGUGCCUUCCAGGCCUCCUGUUGCCAGCCCCGGCCGUGCUGCCCGCUGUGGGACGAGCCCGCCACGCAGGAGGUGCCCACCGGGCUGGAGCACUAUGGCACAGACAUGGAAUGUGCAGAUGUGCCUUUAUUAACGCCCAGCAGCAAAGAAAUGAUGUCCCAGGCACUGAAAGCCACGUUCAGCGGCUUUGCCAAGGAGCAGCAGCGGCUGGGAAUUCCCAAAGACCCCCAGCAGUGGACGGAGACGCACGUGCGGGACUGGGUGAUGUGGGCAGUGAACGAGUUCAGCCUGAAGGAAGUGGAUUUCCAGAAGUUCUGCAUGAAUGGAGCUGCCCUCUGUGCCCUGGGCAAGGAGUGCUUCCUGGAGCUGGCGCCUGACUUUGUGGGAGAUAUCCUUUGGGAACAUCUGGAGAUCCUGCAGAAAGAAGAGGUGAAACCGUACCCAGCAAACGGAGUGAGCACCACUUACCCCGAGUCCCGCUACACCUCAGACUACUUCAUUAGUUACGGCAUCGAGCACGCCCAGUGCGUGCCCCCCUCCGAGUUCUCCGAGCCCAGCUUCAUCACCGAGUCCUACCAGACGCUGCACCCCAUCAGCUCGGAGGAGCUGCUGUCCCUCAAGUACGAGAGCGACUACCCCGCGGUGCUGCUGCGCGAGCCGGCCCCGGACGCGCUGCAGACCGACUACUUCUCCAUCAAGCAGGAGGUGGUGACUCCAGACAACAUGUGCAUGGGCCGUGCCAGCCGAGGUAAGCUGGGAGGCCAGGACUCCUUUGAGAGCAUAGAGAGCUACGACAGCUGUGACCGCCUGACGCAGUCCUGGAGCAGCCAGUCCUCCUUCCAGAGCCUGCAGCGCGUCCCCUCCUACGACAGCUUCGACUCCGAGGACUACCCUGCCACCCUGCCCAGCCACAAGCCCAAGGGCACCUUCAAGGACUAUGUGCGGGACCGGGCCGACAUGAACAAGGACAAGCCUGUCAUCCCUGCUGCUGCCCUGGCUGGCUACACAGGCAGUGGACCCAUUCAACUGUGGCAAUUCCUGCUGGAACUGCUCACUGACAAGUCCUGUCAAUCCUUCAUCAGCUGGACGGGCGAUGGCUGGGAAUUCAAACUUUCAGACCCAGACGAGGUGGCCCGGCGAUGGGGCAAGAGGAAAAACAAGCCCAAGAUGAACUACGAGAAGCUGAGCCGCGGGCUGCGCUAUUACUACGACAAGAACAUCAUCCACAAGACGGCCGGGAAGCGCUACGUGUACCGCUUCGUGUGCGACCUGCAGAGCCUGCUGGGCUACACCCCCGAGGAGCUGCACGCCAUGCUCGACGUCAAACCCGACGCCGACGAGUGACAGGGACGCGGGGACGGCGCUGUCCUCCGGGGGAGCCCACGGGACUCGUUUGGUGGUUCUUUUUUUAUUGAUUUUCGCUGUUCUUUUGCUCGUUUUUUUUUCCGAGGGCCGCUCAGAUUCUAGGCUUUGAGGAUGUUGGGGGAGAGGGGGGAGGAAGAGGAAAACUUUGGGCAAGGAUGGGCUUUUUGUUGAUUUCCUGAAAGUUCCAAGACAGGCUUUUCUGGGGGAAGAUUCUGAGUUUUGAGAAAGCCAGGAAAAUGUAGCUCACUUUAAAAAAACAACAAUCCCCUCCUCACCCUUGGCUGUUUAGAAAAAAAAUGCGAUGAAAUGAAUCCCUUUGGUCACUCACACACAAACUGACAGGUCAGGAAUGACAAUAUUCCUGAGGAUUUGAGGAAUUUUAAACUUUUUUUCUUUUGGAAAACCAAAAUGGGUGAAUAUUCUUGCUUUGGGGAGGGGCAAUAUAGGAAAAGACCAAGAACUGUUGUUCUUCUUCCAUCACCUUUCUGUUGAUUGUCUUCUUUUCUACAAGAAAGAAUUUUUCCUAGGAGGGAUCAAGACUUUUUUUUUUUUUUAAAGUUUUAUUUUAUUAAAUUUUGUGCCAGUAUUUGUUUUUUUUUUUUUUCCUAAAUAGUCUUAAGCUCUAAGAUGGUCUCAGUAUUGCAAUAUUGUGCGUGUUUGUUUCUGUUCUGCCAGCAGAGAGUUUUAUCCCAGGGAAGAAAAAGAGAAAAAGAGGAAUUAGUUUAUGUAGACCCCACUGGAGAAUUGGAAUGCUGGGACUGGGAUGGGAAGGAAAAUGAACUCCAAGGUGGCUCCUGUUGAUGCUGGCUGGGGGUGCCACUCCUGUUUCCAGCCCCACACUCUGUGCUGAUAAUGCUGGUUGAAAUCCCUGCGCUUUUUUAAUGUUUGGCUGCACAAAUCCUCUCAAAAUUUCCAAGGAAAAUGUCUUUUGGCAUUUUCCAAAUCACUUAUUUUGCUCAAGGAACACUUUGGUGCUUACAGAAUUUUUUAUUUUUUGGGAGGGGCUAAGGAGAGAAAUUCCCAUGUUUCAAUGUGGUAAAUGGAAAAUAUGCAAGUCAAUUGAGGGGAAAAAUCAGGAAAAAGUUCAAAACCCAAAGGGAAAUGCUUUUUCCUUCCUGUUUCAAGCAGCUCUGUAUUUAUGGCCAUGUGUGGGCACAGCAGAAAGGAAAUUGUCCCUGAAAUGGGCUCUUCAUGGCUCUUGGGCUGCUGCUGUCAGGGUGAGAGUGGCACAGUGUCCCCAGGGCUGGCUGUGGGAUCAGGCCCAGGGCAGCUGCUCCCUCUGGCCUCCAAACCCUUCCUGCAGCUGGUUUGCUCUGGAAGGGUCACUCCUGCUGUUCCCCGUGCUCCCUGGGAUGCUCUGGGCAGGCUGAGGACAAGGUCCCACCACCCUGGGGGCAAUGGUGGGACUUGCAGUGUCAGAGGCUGUUGCUGUAUGCCAGCACAAUCCCAAAGCCAGGUCCCUGCAGAUUUGGCCUCCCAAGGGAGUCUUUCACCCCCCCGGGUGUUUGCAUUUAAAGGCAGCAUUUUGUACUUUACCAAAAUCCCUUCUCUGAGUGUCUGGGGGCACAGAGUUCAUUCCAGAGGGAAUCAGAAUUCCAGAGGGGUCAGAGC
Molecule: messenger RNA, 3195 nt
Organism: Pyrgilauda ruficollis (rufous-necked snowfinch)
Lineage: Eukaryota; Metazoa; Chordata; Aves; Passeriformes; Passeridae
Gene: ETS1
Product: ETS proto-oncogene 1, transcription factor
Exons: 10
Coding region: 106-1563 (485 amino acids)
Biological process (GO): cell differentiation; regulation of transcription by RNA polymerase II
Cellular component (GO): nucleus
Molecular function (GO): DNA-binding transcription factor activity, RNA polymerase II-specific; sequence-specific DNA binding
Source: RefSeq, a predicted model, not a curated record